Laccaria bicolor S238N-H82 is the source of this 438-nucleotide messenger RNA. RefSeq lists its product as uncharacterized. Lineage: Eukaryota; Fungi; Basidiomycota; Agaricomycetes; Agaricales; Hydnangiaceae. The transcript has 3 exons. The record is from RefSeq and is a predicted model, not a curated record. Bases 1 to 438 code for a protein of 145 amino acids.
AUGAUGCCGUCCAGAGCCUCAUACCUUAUUCGUGGAUACACUCGCAUCACUCAUAUUUCAACUUCGUGCUCAAGUCGAGACCAGUCUCCACUUCUGCUCUCCGCUGCUCCCCCUUCGUCACGCUCCCCUAUUGCGGGUGUUUGUUCCUCUAUCAAAGGCGACUAUCUUUCGGAUAACAGCAUACAAGAGGGCGAGGAAGACUGUAAACGUGCCGGCGUUCUCCAGCUGAUGCCGGUGGGAGAUGUUGUUCGGGGCAUUGCCGUUGGAGAUGAAGAAAAACAUAGGUCUGUUGGUUUGGGAUGGGAGCUAUCUCUCCGUGAGAUCUUGAUUACAUGUAUUCACCUACCAAAGUAUCUCUCAGCGUUGGAGUUCCCACCAUCCUAUUACCAUGGGGUCAUACACUCCAGUAAUUUGAUCAUGCACAUUGAUAUUGCGUGA